Molecule: messenger RNA, 3283 nt
Organism: Annulohypoxylon truncatum
Lineage: Eukaryota; Fungi; Ascomycota; Sordariomycetes; Xylariales; Hypoxylaceae
Product: DUF1793-domain-containing protein
Exons: 3
Coding region: 586-3048 (820 amino acids)
Source: RefSeq, a predicted model, not a curated record
UCAAUGGUAUGGUAAGGGACCUUGCAGCUACACAUACCCCAAUAUUUGACACUGUACCUUACCUUGUAGGUGGUAGCCCUCCCUUAAAAGGGUGGGUAUUGUGGAGAAAAUGUCGUCACUUCCGUUUGUUAAUGGCUACCUAGUAAGCUGCAGGUUGUUUCGGGCUCCGGGCGUUAUGCCUCGAAACCUGGGGGAAGGUGGAUCCCUAGGUAUUUACUUCCAAGGUCGUAGGUCGUGUCCCUACAUAGCUGCCCGCAGUCAUCAUCUCAACUCUUCCUCCUCUCUCUCCCCCUCUCCCCAAUGUCUUCGUGCUCUUCGUAUGAGCUCUACAACCCCGAUAUUUAUACAUCGAGUUAUUCCACCCACUGCCUUUGCGCAUAGCCGUUAUAUGGUUAAGAAACCAAUUCUUGUCAUAUUCUAAAUCCCUCGAGUAGCAUCAUUUUAUCCUCGAGGGGUUCGAAUAACCUUAUACGUAUACUUUAGCUUUAUGUUUUAUCAACCGCAGCGUUGCCUUUCCUCGUUCAAUUGUUAUAUCAAACCUCCAAGUAGCUUAGCAAUAGACGAAUAUCCGCUUGAUCCGUCGCUAUGAGGCUGUGUCUAUGGCCGGCCCUCGUGGCCCUAGUUCUGGCCCUCGUCGAUGCUUCAACAUUGACGCCUCCUGUGUUGCCAUUGAUAGUGCGAAAUCCAUAUUUGAGCUUCUGGUUCGCGCAUUCCCGGGAUGCUCCGUGGGAGAGUUGGCCGAUGUUUUGGACUGGCAGUACUGUCGGCUUUGCCAUAAUGGCUGCUGUGCCCGACAACAAGACCGUCUACCCUCUGCUAGGCCGCUCACAAGACUUUUUGAGGCAGUCUUCUAGUUACACCGUCUCUUUCCCUCAAUACGAUGGUGCUACCUUUGAUGCCUCUACUACGAAUCUCACCUAUACAAUCCCAGAUUCUGACGUAAAAAUUAUCCUCUCGUUCUUAUCUCCUAUUACGCCUACCUCGACGCUUAGACAGUCCCUGCCGGCAGGAUACCUGACAUGUAUUGUCGAAGGCUCGACAGAUGUCAGCCUCUAUGUCGACAUAAAUGGAGAAUGGGCUAGCGGCAACCGUGACAACAAGAUUGAGUGGGCGCUUGCCAAGACCGAAAAGAGUAACACUGCGAGGACCCCUAUUAAGACGUGGAGCAUCACUCGACGACACGAGCAACUUUUAACCGAGUUUUUCGAUCAUGCUGAAUGGGGAACUAUUCAUAUCUCUGCUCCAGCCGACGUUGACCAUCAAUCUGGCGAAUCAAAUUAUAUAAGGCGUCAAUUUGCAGAGCACGGAUCUUUGGGGAACAAGGUUGAUGACUCCUAUAGAGGGAUUUUUGAAGAUGAACCUAUCUUCGCCUUUUCCAAGACUUUCAAGCUUAGUGAGAAGCCGGAAACUUCGCUUGGAAUCACCAAGGAUAGUGUCAUCUUUACCUUUGCCUUGACUCAAGAACCUGUCGUCCAGUUCGCCUCAGCCAGAGGCUUGACCUUGAUGCGACCCUUGUGGGCUUCCUAUUUCGCCACCGCGCAAGAAAUGCUACAAUAUCACUACGAUGACUAUGACACGGCUGUCUACCUUGCUAGUGAUUACUCCGAGCAGCUCGCCAAGGAUGCAUAUGCUUCAGGUUCUCAGGAUUACCAAGACAUUGCGGCAUUAUCAGCUCGCCAAGUAUUGGGAGCAACACAGUUUUCUGGGACUCCAGACAACCCCAUCAUCUUCCUCAAGGAAAUCUCAUCGAACGGGAAUUUCCAGACUGUCGAUGUUAUCUUCCCAGCGUUUCCGUUUUUCUUAUACACGAACCCGCAAUGGUUAGCAUAUUUGCUAGAACCUCUUCUCGAGCAUCAACUGAGUGGCCAAUACCCCAACGAUUAUAGUAUGCAUGAUCUUGGAACCCACUUCCCAAACGCAACCGGACAUGGGGAUGGUCUUGAUGAAUAUAUGCCCGUUGAGGAGUGCGGUGAUAUGUUAAUCAUGGGUCUCGCAUUAGUCAAUGCUUUGAGGGAUAACACGCAGCCUGCGUUUGCCCGAACGGCACCUCAAGAAGCUCAGCCUCUCAGCUUGGAGCCAGCAAAGCGCUCCACCCUUGUCAAUCCCUACGGAAUGGAUCGUACAUGGGAAGAUAUGGGUACUACCGGUGAGAAGGCUGCAGCUAAAUGGGUAAACCGCUCAUAUAAGCUGUGGAAGCAGUGGACAGGCUAUCUUGUUCGAGAAUCACUCGUCCCUGCCAAUCAACUAUGCACCGAUGAUUUUGCUGGCUGGUUGGCUAAUCAAACGAACUUGGCUCUUAAAGGUAUCAUUGGUAUCAAGGCCAUGAGCGAGAUUGCUAAUGUCGUCGGCAAGGAGACUGAAUCCAAGUGGUAUAGUGACAUAGCCGACGAAUACAUCGAUAAGUGGCAAGACUUCGGACUAUCUAGAGAUAAAACGCAUGCGAAACUGGCGUACACCUGGUAUGGGUCAUGGACAACUCUUUACAACAUUUUUGCCGACGCAUUACUUUGUUUCCACCUGCCUGCAAAUACGUCAUUCCUGGCAUCCAGCGGAGCCGAGAGCUCGGAGCAACAGCCCCUAGCCAAGGGGGCUAGGACAAACGCAAAGUCGACAUUUAUUCCAGACAAAAUCUACCAGAUGCAGAGUGACUGGUACCAUGCGGUUCUUCAAAAGUACGGCUUGCCAUUGGAUAGCCGCCACUUAUAUACGAAAAGCGACUGGGAAUUCUUUGCGGCUGCUGUGACAAGCAAGAAAGUGCGGACCGAAAUCCUACAGAAUGUCGCGACGUGGGUCAAUGAGACAGUGACUGAUCGACCACUGACGGACCUCUACGAAACGGAAGGCGAAGGAGGGUUUCCUGGUCCCAAUUUCAUGGCUCGUCCGGUAGUAGGAGGUCAUUUUGCAUUUCUCGCAUUAGAAAGAGCUUGUGGCGGAAGAGCAAUGGAGGGUUUGAAGUUCUUAGACGAAGUGGACCCUGUAAACAUCAACGUCGAGAAAGCCCUGAUGGCGGACAUGGUAGAGAAUCAAGCCGAGAUAGGUGAGUUGUAACGAUUACCUAGAUAGGCUGUUCGUGUAUAUAAGACUACUUACUCGUUGCUGGUUCAACUCGGUCGUUAGACGCGAUGGACUUGUGUACUUUGGAAGAAGUGUGGUACAGAGCUAUGACAUCUCUGGCAAAAUUGGCCUGUACUACGAUAAGAAAAUAAAAAUAAAGUAAAGGUAUAUACAUAUACUGAAAUCCAAGCAUACCAAUCACAAUCAAUUGUGUGUAGGUACCCCCCCA